Messenger RNA from Eimeria necatrix, 1452 nucleotides. RefSeq lists its product as hypothetical. The record is from RefSeq and is a predicted model, not a curated record. Gene Ontology annotation, molecular function: protein binding. NCBI's taxonomy places the organism in Eukaryota, Apicomplexa, Conoidasida, Eucoccidiorida, Eimeriidae.
AUGGAAAUAGCGGACCUGCCUUUAGUUCCAGAGGUGCUGCGCUGCAGCCGCGACGGCAAAAUACAGAGCAAAGCGACAUUAGCAGCAGCAGCAGCAGCAGCAGCAGCAGGGCUGCAGCAGCAGCAGCUGCUGCAGCUGCUGCAGCAGCUGGACCCAGCAGCAAAACGGGACUUCUUUAAUAAACUAAAAGAAAAAGGAAAUAAACAUUAUUACCAAAAUGAAUAUGCAGCAGCAAUCUCUUGUUACGAGCAGGCCCUCUUAGCUAUUGAUUUCGAGCAGCAGCAGCAGCAGCAGCAGCAGCAGCAGCAGCAACAGCAGCAGCAGCAGCAGAAGCGUGACGGCCAGCAACAGCAAGAGCACCAACCCGAGCCUGCACCGCCACAGCCCCAGCAGCAGCAGCAGCAGCAGCAGCAGCAGCAGCAGCAGGAAAGCCUGCUGCAGCAGCUGAGUCUCUCGUCUGGAGAGCAGCAGCAGCAGCUGCUGCAGCUGCUGCUGAAUCUAGCAGCAUGUUUGCUGAAGCAGCAGCAGCACGAAAAAGCAAAAAGGGUUUGCGAAAUGGCCCUUUGUUUAGACAGCAGCAACUUCAAAGCUCUUUAUAGAGCAGCAGCAGCAAAUAAACAUUUGGGGGAUUUCAAAGCAGCAAAAGCGAAACUCAAACAGAUCUUGUCGCUGCUGCUGCAGCAGCAGCAGCUGCUGCAGCAGCAACAGCAGCACGGGCCUUCCUCUGUGCAGCAACACGCAGACUGUACUGAUCCGGCUGCUGCUGCUGCUGCUGCUGCUGCUGCUGCUGCUGCACCUAUUGCGCCUGCUGUCGCUGCCGCACCUGCUGCAGCAGCUGCUACGCCUGCUGCAGCUGCUGCUGCUGCACCUGCUGCUGCUGCUGCUGCAGCUGCUGCAGAAGCUGCUGCUGCACCGGCUGCUGCUGCACCGGCUGCUGCUGCACCUCUCGCAGCAGCUGCUGCUGCACCUGCUGCUGCUGCUCCUGCCGCAGCAGCUGCUGCUGCACCUGCUGCUGCUGCGCUGCAGCAGCUGCGUUCUUUGUGUCUGCGGGAGCUGCAGCAAAUAGAGCAGCAGCAGAAAAGAUUUGCUGCUGUCUGCGCGCGGAUCAGCAGCAACAGCAGCAGCAACAGCAGCAGCAGCGUGAAUAGCAGCACCAAGCAGCCGCAGCAGCAGCAGCAGCAGCAAACAGCAGCGGCAGCACUAGCAAGAGCCCCAGCAUCCACAGCAGCAACAGGCACAGCAGCAGCAACAGCAGCAGCAACAGCAGCAGCAGCAAGUACAGCAGCAGCAGCAGCAGCAGCAGCAGCAGCAGCAGCGGACUCGUUGUUUGAUGAGCUGGAAGUUGUGUCCGGGGUUUUGAUCGCAGACGAGAAGUUUGUUGGAAAGUUUCAAAAAAGUUUUAUUUUUAUUUUUGAAAUAAAUAAAAGCUGCUUCUUUUGUGGGGUCCGCUGA